AUUCUAGAUAACGCAAGUACUCUACUUUUAGAUGCUGGGACUAUUCUAGAUAACGAAUAUACUCUACUGAACGAUGCUGAGAAUAUUCUAGAUAGCGAAUAUACUCUACUGAAAGAUGCUGAGACCAUUCUAGAUAGCGAAUAUACUCUACUGAAAGAUGCUGAGACUAUUCUAGAUAACUGA
Messenger RNA from Lottia gigantea (owl limpet), 183 nucleotides. RefSeq lists its product as hypothetical. The transcript has a single exon. The annotation marks the transcript as partial. Lineage: Eukaryota; Metazoa; Mollusca; Gastropoda; Lottiidae. The record is from RefSeq and is a predicted model, not a curated record.